Molecule: messenger RNA, 546 nt
Organism: Lachancea fermentati
Lineage: Eukaryota; Fungi; Ascomycota; Saccharomycetes; Saccharomycetales; Saccharomycetaceae
Source: the annotation of a GenBank genome assembly
AUGGGUAAUUCGAUUUCCAAGGUGAUGGGGAAGAUCUUUGGGUACCGUGAAAUGAAAAUCCUGAUGUUGGGGUUGGAUAAUGCUGGUAAAACCACAAUUCUUUACAAAUUGAAACUGAAUAAGAUAAAGACUUCGGCGCCUACUGUUGGAUUUAACGUGGAGACGGUGUCAUUCAGAAAUGUCAAGUUCAACAUGUGGGACGUAGGAGGGCAAGAUAGACUGCGCCCGUUGUGGAGACACUAUUUUCCUGCCACCACAGCACUUAUUUUUGUGAUUGAUUCUCAAGACACCGAACGAUUAAACGAGGCCAAGGAAGAACUAUACAGCAUAAUCGGCGAGAAAGAAAUGGAAAAUGUCGUACUGUUAGUACUUGCCAACAAGCAGGACUUGAAGGGGGCUCUUAACCCGCAAGAAAUUUCGGACUACUUGCAAUUGAACGACCAUUUGAACAAUCAAUUGUGGUGCGUCAUUGGCAGUAACGCGCUCACAGGUCAAGGUUUAGUGGAAGGAUUGUCUUGGAUCACCAAUAAUACCAAGGAGAAAUAA